This is a messenger RNA of Uranotaenia lowii, 3355 nucleotides long. RefSeq names its product extracellular sulfatase SULF-1 homolog. The record is from RefSeq and is a predicted model, not a curated record. The annotation marks the transcript as partial. Gene Ontology annotation, molecular function: glycosaminoglycan binding; N-acetylglucosamine-6-sulfatase activity. NCBI's taxonomy places the organism in Eukaryota, Metazoa, Arthropoda, Insecta, Diptera, Culicidae. The transcript is spliced from 8 exons.
GCCCCGCAGUAUAGUCAUCUGUUUUUCAACGUCACCACGCAUCAUACCCCUGCCUACGACCAUGCACCGAAUCCGGAUAAACAGUGGAUCCUCCGGGUGACACAACCGAUGGCCCCUAUCCAUCGCAAAUUCACCGAUCUGCUGAUGACAAAACGGCUGCAGACGCUCCAAUCGGUGGAUGUGGCGGUGGAACGAGUCUACCAGGAGCUGAAAGCCCUCGGAGAGCUGGACAACACCUACAUAAUCUACACCUCGGAUCACGGCUACCACCUCGGCCAAUUCGGACUUAUCAAAGGCAAAAGCUUCCCGUUCGAGUUCGACGUACGGGUACCGUUCCUGAUUCGUGGCCCCGGAAUUGAACCGGCCAGUGUGGUUGAUGAAAUCGUACUGAACGUCGACUUGGCUCCAACGUUCCUGGACAUCGGAGGGGUGGCACCGCCACCGCACAUGGAUGGACGCAGCUUCUUGCCGCUGAUCUUGAAUCGGCAUCGAAAUGUGGUCGAUAAGUGGCCCGAUACGUUCCUCAUCGAAAGUUCCGGCCGUCGAGAAACUCCGGAGCAGAUUCACGAACAGAAGAUGCGAGCUGCUGCGGCUAGGUAUUCGGCCCGCAUGAACGCCCUUCAGAACAUGUCUACACUGGCGGUGGUCACUUCGACGGUACCCUCACUUGAAAUUCUUACGGAGAGCGAAAAGAAGGAUGACAUCACGGUGGAUUUUGGGUCCCAUGAGCACGAGGACGAUGAUGAGGAUCAUGAAGCGGAUCAUGAUGAUGAUGAUCAUCACGGGGAUGAAUCGGACGUAGAACACGCCGACGGUAGACAGGAGCACGAAGAUUACGUCAUUGACCAUCAGGAGGCGCAACAUUUCAGUGUCAGUGAGGCCCAUCAGGACCCCCUGGACAACCACCUGCCGAUGACACCGUAUCGGUCGAAGAUGGAACGCUUGAACAGCGAAUGUUCGAACCCGCAGGUGCAACAGAACUGCGUCCCGGGUCAGAAGUGGCGCUGCGUGAACGAAGACGGUCGCUGGCGACGGCACAAGUGCAAGUUCCACCUGCAGCUACAAAACCACUUGGCCGAGAUCAACAAACUUUCUAGUCAGAACAAGCGCAACUGUGCUUGCUUCACCCCGGAUGGAUUGAUUUAUACCAAAAUCAAGUCGAAACGGGACUACAAACAUCACCUGCUGGGUUCGAUGAGAUCGACGGGUGGCCAUCACCAGCAUCGAGGUCGCCGACACAGAAGAGACGCUCCGAAUGAUUACCGGGAAAAUUUGCUGCUAGCUGACCCGGUGAUGAGUGGUUUGAUAGGGGUGGUGCGUUCGGUGGUGGAGUUGGAAGAGUCAUUAGAAUCUAGUCAAACUGGAGGACGAAGCAAGAGAGAGGCUACGUCGGGAGGCAAACAUCAAAUUGAGAAUGUCAUUCAUGAACUGCAGGUCACGCUUAAGGACAUUGAGGUCAACUUUGACAAGAACUCAGUUUUGAAAAGUCACAAUCAGUCAAGUGAGGCCGAGGGAUCAGAUACUGGUUCCAGGUGCUUCGUAACCGUAGUUGGAAAGGUAAACUGUUCUAACGUUAUCUACGACGAUGAGUCUAGUUGGAGACACAGCAGAGUCCAAGUCGACAUGUUGAUAAGAGUUCUGAAGAGUAAAAUCAAUGAUCUCAAAGAUAUUAAACGGUUUUUGAAGGUUAAUAAACCUUCCACCUACAAAGAGGGAGACGAAGAUCUUGAAGAAGAUGAAGAAGAGGAUAAUCAAAGUACAUCACUUGAACUGGAUUAUGAGAUGAAGGCAACAACCACUUCAACUACGACUACGACAGCUGUUCCAAUCUUUUUCCAAAACGGCUUCAACAGAAACAGAACAGGCUAUGGGAGACGUCCGAAACAAAACGGAUUAGGGUAUCGAAGACGGGUCAAGCAACCUCAACCGACUGAAGAAGAAGGUACACUCAUCGACAUGAGUUUGUUUGAAAACGAAGAAAGCACACAGGAGACCACAACCAAUCGAACUAGUCACAACCGGUCGAGGAACAAUGGUCACGGAAUGGCGAUCAACGGAAGACAUCGUAACAGAAACCGUUCAACAACUACUACUUCAACAACUACAACAACUGCUACGAGUUUGCCGGAAGAAACGUAUCCCGAUGAGUUCAGUCAUUUGUCGUCGGAACCGACACUUCUCAAAGUUACAGAAAAGGUGUUAAGCGAAAUCCUCAGUUCUACGACAAUUUCUUCGGAAGGCUCAACUCAGAGUUCCCCUUCAGGAGAUACUUUCGACGGCUACACCGAUUAUAGCUCAUCUCACAAGUUUUUCAUCAGCUCUACGGAGUCUUCUGCUUCCGUUGAAGGUUCUUCACCAACCGACUCAGUCACUCAUUCUUCAGAACGGUUUGAAUCGGAGGAAGACUACCAUGUACAUCGUUCAGAGGAUGACACUUCAACUUCAACGACAACCACUUCAACAACAACAACAACAACAACAACCACAACGGCAGCAACGAGUACCAGUAAUGAUCCCUUCGUGGUUAACUCCAUAGCUCAAAACCAAAUACCGGUGAUAAAAAACGACGUUACCUUACCACCUGCCGAAUGCUACUGUGAACCGGAAGUCGAAAGCCCCAUUCCGGACGAGCGGGACCUGGCACGGGAAACCCGCCGGCGUCUCAAAGAAGAGCGGCAACGGAAGAAGGAACGUAAACGGCACCGGAAGGCGAAGCUCGAGAAGGAGUGCCUGUCGGAGCGGAUGAAUUGUUUCAGCCACGAUGCCAACCAUUGGCGGACAGCUCCGCUCUGGGACGACAAGCCGUUCUGUUUCUGCAUGAACGCCAACAACAAUACCUACUCGUGUCUGCGAACCAUCAACCAGACGCACAACUUCCUGUACUGCGAGUUUACCACCGGGCUGGUGACGUACUACAAUUUGAGGAUAGAUCCCUUUGAGACGCAAAACCGUGAAUCAUCCCUCACAGCCGAGGAAAAGUUGGUGCUUCACGAAACGCUCGAAUACAUGAAGAGUUGCCGUGGCAAGGGCUGCUCGUUACCACGCCAUCAUCAAGCAACGGCUUCUACAUCCCUGACGGAUAGCUCUAUGACGGCAGGUAACGGCCACGGGUUACUGGCAGGCUCUGCUGUUGCUGCCGCUGCUGCUGGAGGACGACAAACCGGUGGUGGUGCUCUAGUGGGACCCGGCGGGAACGGAAAUGGCAAAAGGAAACACCACCGGGAACAGGGAAGAGCAGCCGCCGGACAUUUUCAAGAUUUCGAUUUGCAAAAUGUCAACGGAACACCCAAAAAGAAAACUAAGUGAGUUGCGAAGCUGCACAGCAAAAAAAUUUGGUGAUAUUACAUCAAAAUCA